AUGCGAAGAGCCGACUUGAGCUUGGUACUUCAGGAGUUUUUUAGAAACGGGAAGAUCCCUCGGGGAGGAAAUUCCUCCUUCAUCGUCUUGAUCCCUAAAACUAAUGAUGCUACCUCGCUCAAUGACUUCAGACCAAUCUCACUGAUCAGUAGCCUCUACAAGAUCGUCGCCAAGAUCCUCGCGGGAAGGAUUAGCGAAGUUAUAGCCUCGAUCAUCUCCGAGAGUCAGAGUGCUUUUGUCAGAGACAGAUUUAUCUUAGAUGGAGUCGUGAUCCUCAACGAGGUUAUCUCUGAAGCCAAGAAGACAGGAGAAGGCAGACUCAUUUUUAAGAUCGACUUCGCCAAGGCCUUUGAUUCGGUGGAGUGGGAUUUCGUCGAUGUUAUGCUCCAACAAUUCAACUUCGCUCCCACUUGGAGGAAAUGGAUCAGGGGCUGUCUCAGUUCGGCCUCUGCUAAUGUCUUAGUGAAUGGAUCUCCGUCCGGGGAGUUUGAUUUGGAAAGAGGGCUCCGACAGGGUGACCCUUUGUCCCCAUUCCUGUUCUUAAUUGUGGCUGAGGGACUCCACGCCUUGAUUGAAGGAGCGACAGUUAGAGGACUGAUCCAGCCGGCCGAGUUCAUGUCGGGCCUUGCGGUAAACUUCAACAAGUCCAGCUUGAUGGGGGUCGGUGUUGAGGAAGCUCAACUGGAGAGAUUGGCGCUGGACCUUAACUGUAAGGUGGGGAGUUUUCCUUUCAAAUAUCUUGGUAUUAAAGUCGGGGGAAGGCUGAAAAGUGUGGUUGACUGGAGCUACAUCGUGGAGAAAGUUAGGAAGAAGAUUGACGGAUGGAAGAACCGAAAACUGUCCUUGGCAGGUCGUGUGACGCUGGUUAAAGCGUGGGUGUGGAGGUAUCUUGCAGGGAGUGAGACGUUGUGGGCUAGGGUGAUGAGAUCUAUUUACGGAGAGAUUCAGUGGGGGGCUGAUGGGCUGUCUUUGAAGGGGGGAGGGAGGUCGAGGGGCGGUUGGUGGCCGAUGGUGGUUUCAAAAGGGAGGGAGAGCUGGUUCCUGGACAACAUCGAGAGGAGGGUUGGAGAUGGAUCAAAUACAAAAUUCUGGACCGACAAGUGGGCUGGGAAAACCCCUCUUAAAUUUGUUUUUCCUAGGCUCUUUUACUUGUGUGAGGACAAGGAGGCAUCGAUCAAAGAAGCUGGGAAGUGGGUGAAUGGUGAGUGGGUUUGGGAGGUUAAGUGGAGACGCGAUCUCUUCGAUCGCGAGUCCGUGGCUGUUAACAAUCUUUUUGCUGCUAUCGCCGACGUUAAAAUUUGUGCAGGUGGCGGAGUGGACAGAUGGACUUGGAGAGCAGCAAAGGAAGGCGCCUUCACAACGAGAACCGCUUACUUACUGAUCAAGAACGCCAGGUCAGUUGAUGGUCCCACAAUCGCCAACAAAGAUCUACUGGCAAAUGUUUGGAGCCCCCCAGCUGCUUUCAAGACAAAGGUGUUCAGUUGGAGAGCUCUGAGGAGGAGGCUUCCAACCUGCGCCAAUUUGAUAAAAAAGAACGUGCCUUUGGAAAUUGUUGAGACGUCAUGCAAUGCCUGUUUUCACCCCUCCGAAACCGAAGAUCACGUCUUACUCCAAUGCCCGAAAGCGCAGGCAGUGUGGGAUAGAAUUCAGAAUUGGCUUGGAUGUCAGUCGGCGCGCCAUCACGACAUCACGGUGCACUUCAAUUCUUUUUCUUUUCUUGGGAAAGGCAAGAAGAUUCGUAACCUUCUAAAAGCUCUCUGGAUGUGCACUUGCUGGUCGAUCUGGAAGCAAAGAAAUUCUAGCCGUUUCGAAGGUAAGGUUCAGUCUGUUGAUAGCUUGGUGUCGGAGGUCAAAGCCCGUUGCUGGACUUGGUUCUGUGUUUUUAAGAUAGUUGGGUUUGUCUGUAACUUUGAAGAAUGGUGUUCUCCGGGUUUACUUGCUAAACUCAUGUAG
This is a messenger RNA of Salvia miltiorrhiza (redroot sage), 1953 nucleotides long. RefSeq lists its product as uncharacterized. The record is from RefSeq and is a predicted model, not a curated record. Bases 1 to 1953 code for a protein of 650 amino acids. The transcript has 4 exons. Lineage: Eukaryota; Viridiplantae; Streptophyta; Magnoliopsida; Lamiales; Lamiaceae.